Messenger RNA from Cygnus atratus (black swan), 3424 nucleotides. It is a transcript of the gene GIN1, whose product is annotated as gypsy retrotransposon integrase 1. The transcript has 8 exons. Gene Ontology annotation, biological process: DNA integration. Bases 112 to 1692 code for a protein of 526 amino acids. The record is from RefSeq and is a predicted model, not a curated record. Gene Ontology annotation, molecular function: nucleic acid binding. NCBI's taxonomy places the organism in Eukaryota, Metazoa, Chordata, Aves, Anseriformes, Anatidae.
GCCGCCGCACUUCCGGGGGCGCCACAUAAGUCCCGCGAGGGAGGCGGUGGCUGCCGCGGUGAGGAGGGUGGAGGGGAGCGGCCGCGGUACCUCGGCUGCAGCAGGUUAGCGAUGGUACGCAGUGGAAAAAACGGUGGCCUCCACCUUAAGCAGAUUGCAUACUACAAAAGAACGGGGGAAUAUCAUCCCACCACGUUAUCAAGUGAAAGAAGUGGAAUCAGGAGAGCAGCCAAAAAAUUUGUUUUCAAAGAAAAUAAAUUGUUCUAUGUCGGAAAAGACAGAAAACAAAUGCGCCUGGUAAUUGUUUCAGAUGAAGAGAAGAAAAAGGUUCUUGCGAAAUGCCAUGAAAAUGCUGCAGGCACUCAUCACGGUAUAUCAAGGACACUGACUUUAGUGGAAUCUAAUUACUACUGGACCUCUGUAACAAAUGAUGUCAAACAGUGGGUAUAUGCAUGCCAGCAUUGCCAAGUGGCAAAGAAUACGACCACCACCACACCCAAACCGCACCCUAUCAAAGCAGAGGACCCCUGGACAGCAGUCACUGUAGCCCUAGUGGGACCUUUUAAUGUUACCAGCAGAAGCCACAAGUAUAUCAUAAUCAUGAUAGAUUUGUUCACAAAAUGGGCUGUUAUUUUGCCUCUGCAUGACACUUCAGCAGCUGAAAUUGCUAAGGCAAUCAUCAGUGUAUUUUUCUUAUAUGGACCACCUCAAAAAAUGCCUAUUGAUCAAGGGAAGGAGCUUGCUCAUCAGAUAAACAAAGAACUAUUUGCACUGUUUGGAAUGAAACAAAUAGUAUUGUCUUAUCCUCAGACUGAUGAAGUAAAUGAAAGAACAUGCAAGACAAUCAAAGCUUUCCUUAACAAAUACUGCACAGACCAUCCAAAUGAUUGGGAUGAACAUUUGUCUGCUAUUGCCUAUGCUUUCAAUUUGACUAAUUUGGAGCCAGAUCAAACCACUCCCUAUUUCCAAAUGUUUAAUCGUAACCCGUAUGUUGUUGAACCAAUGAAUGUAUGUAUGGAAGAAGAUAAUAUGUUUGCCAAAAUAUUUGAAGCAACCAAAAGAGCCAGUCAAGCACUGGAAGAAGAGAAAACCUCAGAUUGUCAGGUGGAGAAAACGUCUUCAGAUGAACAGAAAAACAGAAACAAAAUCACUGUCAAAAAGAAGCCAAAGCAAUUAAAUACCCUUCAACUUAAAGUUGGUCAUGAAGUCCUCAGACAAAGAAAAAACUGGUGGAAAGAUGGUCGUUUCCAGUCAGAGUGGGUCGGUCCUUGUAUUAUAGAUUAUAUCACAGAUAAUGGUUCUGCAAUAUUAAGAGAUGCUACAGGAUCCAGGUUGAAAAGACCCAUCAAGAUGUCUCACCUCAAGCCAUACAUAAGAGGGUCCAAUGAAAAAGACAACCACUACUUCUUACAAGGUGCAGUAGUUGUUGACCAUGAUUAUAUUGGCGUAUCUGAAAGACCAUAUAAUCCAAGCCAGCAAGACCCUAUUGCUGAAGAGGAAAUAAAUGCCUAUGCGAGAGGAGUCAUGUCUGCUGCGCAAAUGCCACCUUCAGCCUGCAAAGACCAAGAUUCAACAGAUGGUAAACAUCAGUCUGAGGCGACAGAAGAUCAUUGCAUUGAACCAAACAAUGCAAAGCCAGAGCAAUGGCCUUCACCUUGCUGGACACUUCAGACCAAGAUAGAAGACACUUAAGCAAGCGGUCUCCUGUCAUAUUUCAUUGGCAGUUUGGAGCACCUGUGGCAGACUGAACAGUUCCAAAUUCCUCAGCCAAAUCCACUUUACUCUAUGAGUUUAAGAAUACUGCAGGUAUUCAGUGGUUAAUUUACAUGGGCAUUAAGAAGCAAUCGCUCUGUUAACAAAAUAUGGGCACAACCUAGUAAAAGCACAUGUUCUACUACUGUCUGAAUUUAAGAACACUGCAAGUGACCAGUGGUUAAUUUAUGUGGGCAUUGAGAAGUAAUCACUUGAUUACCAGAAGUACUGUCACAACCUAGUAAAAGCGUAAGUUUUCAUCAUGAAUUUGCAUUCCAAUUUUUGCUGGUAAAAUGGCAAUAUGGCCCAACCCUACUGUUACCCUCUCAGGACACAGCACAUCAUUUCACAGUAACAAUGUUUUCAUUAAUCCUUACAUGACUCAUUGCUAACAUGCAGACGUAUUGUGGGAUAAAUACAACCUAAGCGACUUAACAUAAAUUUUUUCUCCACUGUACAAAUGUAAAUAAGCUUAUGUUGUCCUCUUCCUGUUACAGAACUUUUUCUCAUUCUUCCUGAGAAGCUGCAGUUUUUAAUUUUUAGUCUAACCCACCACUCUAAGAUCUCACAAAACAGUAAAGCUGCCAAAAUCAAAUACAGUGAGUAUUUUGCAUAUGAAACAGUGAGGCCUUUAGCUGCUCUUGCUCAUCAAAGCUCUGCUAAGGAGAGCAAUUUCAGUUCCUUACACGUGGCAGAAUCUUAACAGUAGUCAGCAUUCAUUUGUGCUUUCCUCACAAACAUCUGGUUUCCCUGACUUCUUUCCAGAUCUAGCAUAGGUUUGGAGAUUUCCACUGAUAGUUCUCUAGGAAAGGUGAGGACCAGUGUUGCUUAUUCUCUGAAUUCCUUGAGAAAGUUGUUACAGGCUAGGACUUCCUGCAAAGAAGACUCUCUAUUUCAUGAUAAGAUGAAAAUAUAUCUACUGCUCAAGUUACGUGAACAGAAACUUUCACAUGGAAAACUGAUGAAUGUAAGCUGGUUCUAUUUAUAGGGGAGUGACAGGAAGAGGAAGAAUGCUAGUGUAGAGAGCUGAAUUUAGAAAUACAGCAACUUCUGUCAGAUGCUGAGGAGGACUUGCUUAUCUUGCUCUUUGAAUAGCCGCAUUCUGUCAUCUUUGCUGCUGGAUGUCAUGUGACAUAAUACAGGUGGCUUUUAGUUAGCUUAAAUAGCUGGUUGUAUUGCUAUUGUCUUUUGACAAAACCUAGAAGAAGAAAGUAUUAUUUAUUAAUGGUUUUUCAGCUAAUCUUAGGUAAAAAGACUUUGUCCCCAAGGCUAAUUAGAUAUCUAGCUCAUGCAGAAAUUCACACCUAUUGUGCAGUAUGCCUACAGUGUCAUGGGCCUGAGCUGUGUAAAAGAACAGCUCAGCACAAUGGUGGUAUUCCAGCAUCUGAUCUUAAAACCCCUCUGAAAGUGCUUAAUUCUCAGUACUUUUUCCCCCACUGAGUCUGAGAAGGCAGUUGCGGAGAGGCAGCUGGGGACGUGGGUUGUGCAGAACGGCGUGCAGCACGCAGGAUUUGCGGUGGGUGUGGACAGCAGCACAACCUUGUAUUUAUCUAUUAACUGCUGCUACCUGCGGGCUGUACCGCCCUCUGGGGACUGCUGUUCUUCGGAUCUCUGCUCUAGUGCAGUCAAGGUAGUAAAGUAAGUGGUCUUGGGGAAAUAUGCUUAUUGUCUU